GCCAGCAGGCCAGGUGCUGUCGUGCAGGGCGUACGCUGCGCUGUCAUCGUCAUACAUAAAUACACUUCUGCCGGUCUGUCAAAGAUUGGUGGACUGGACACAAAUUACAACGUCAGUGACUCGUAAUAUCUCUGGAGUUAACUUCACACUCAGGAUGCCAGGAUCAGCACCAAUCAGUUGCUUAGGACCAUGGCCCAAAGAUGUAGGUAUCAUUGCUUUGGAAUUGUACUUCCCGUCCCAGUAUGUGGACCAGGCCGAGCUGGAGCAGUUAGACGGUGUAACAGCUGGUAAAUACACCGUGGGCCUGGGCCAAGCCCGUAUGGGCUUCUGCUCAGAUCGUGAGGACAUCAACUCUUUGUGCCUGACGGUGGUCCAGAGGUUGAUGGAGAGGAACAGGCUGUCCUAUGACAGUGUAGGUCGACUGGAGGUGGGCACAGAGACCAUCAUUGAUAAGUCCAAGUCUGUCAAGACGGUCAUCAUGCAGCUAUUUGAGGACUCUGGCAAUACAGAUGUGGAGGGCAUUGACACCACAAAUGCCUGCUACGGGGGUACAGCUGCACUCUUCAAUGCUGUCAACUGGGUGGAGUCCAGCUCAUGGGAUGGACGUUAUGCUUUGGUUGUAGCGGGGGACAUUGCUGUCUACGCCACAGGAAGUGCCCGGCCUACGGGAGGUGCUGGUGCAGUGGCCAUGCUGGUCGGGCCUAAUGCUCCUCUGGCCUUUGAACGAGGUCUACGAGGAACCCACAUGCAGCAUGCAUAUGACUUCUACAAGCCAGACCUGAUGUCCGAGUAUCCUGUGGUGGACGGCAAGCUGUCGAUAGAGUGCUACCUGAGUGCCUUGGACCGCUGCUACUCUGUGUAUCGCAACAAGAUCCACACACAGUGGCAAAGAGAUGGUUCAGAGAAGCGUUUCAGCCUGGACGACUUUGGCCAUCUAAUCUUCCAUUCUCCCUACUGCAAGCUGGUGCAGAAGUCUUUGGCUAGAUUGAUGCUGAAUGACUUUCUAAAUCACCCCAGCCCCAACACUGACACGGGACCCUUCACAGGUCUCGAUGCCUUCAGAGAUGUACGACCGGAAGAGACCUACUUUGACCGGGAUGUGGAGAAGGCCUUUAUGAAGGCCAGUGCAGAUCUGUUUGAGAGGAAGACCAAGCCCUCCCUACUGAUCUCCAACCAGAACGGAAACAUGUACACCCCCUCUGUCUAUGGCUGCCUGGCAUCACUCUUUGCAGAGCACACAUCUUCACAGCUGGCAGGACAGAGGAUUGGAGUUUUCUCUUAUGGUUCAGGAUUUGCUGCUACUCUGUAUUCUCUCAGAGUCACACAAGACCACACACCUGGAUCUGGUCUGGAGAAACUUGUGUCCAGCCUGAGUGAUCUGAAAGUCAGACUGGACUCAAGACAGAAGGUUUCACCUGCUGUCUUCUCUGAGAACAUGAAGCUGAGAGAAGAGACUCACCACCUUGCCAGCUACAUCCCUCAAGGCCAAGUGGAGGAUCUGUUCCCAGGGACGUGGUACCUGACACGAAUAGAUGACAAGCACCGUAGGGAAUAUGCCCGAAGACCUCUGGACCAUGAUCUGCAAUCGGAGCCAGAACUUGUUCGCUCUAGCACUGCCACCGAGCACAUCCCCAGUCCAGCCAAGAAGAUGCCUCGCAUCCCUGCAGCCAGCGCCAGCACAGAAGCUGCUGUCAGCAACUGAGCACUCAGUUUACCUCUGAGAGGUAUCAAGGAAACUCUAAUAACUAGAUAACACUAGAGGUCCGAAGGCAGUGUCCCGUCUGAAAACACCAGACAAACUAAAUUAGGUUGGAGCACUUUCCCCUCAUGCCCCUGUUGUCCACAUGUAAUACUGUCGGAACGUAAACUCUCUAUUUGACCACAGUGUCUAUUUUGAUCACGAUAAUCAAUUAUUUUAGCAAUCCUUCAUUUCAAUAUUAACAUUUGUACAUAUUUUCCUUUUGCGUUCAUGCAAAAAGGACUGUUUUUGAGACGCACAGGCAGAUGUUUGCAUAGAUUAUUGCAGAUGUUGAGUUAAACAAGCAGUCUUUCUACUGGCAGCUGGCAGCCAGUGACAGGAAGAGGAAAUGGGACAUAAUUAACGUGGUUGCAGGCCUCCUGCUAAUUAAAAGAUCAAAGGGAAGUGUGCCUCAACUGUGUUAAUGUAUUGAAAAAGUGCUGACACCACAGCAACCCAGCAUGAAACUGAGCUGCUCUGUGUCCAAUACCUCAGUUUUCUAUGAAAAGAUGUGGUUCGCUUUCUACAGGACUCUGCAAGUUCAUCAUGUGACCACACAUCAGGAACAGUGAUAUUCAAGGCUCCACCCAGAGAGCUUCACAGGGUGGAAUCUCUUUUCCACUUGUAGUUGACAGCUGUAGCUGUGCUCAUGUAGGAAACGUUCACCCACACAGAAGAUGUUAACCGUCCCACACUCAACACUGUUGAGUCCAUGUUGCACCAAAGCUGUUCUGGAUAACACCAUAAAAAGCUUAAGCUGCUGCUGUUCAUUAGGUUUACUCAAGCUUCCAAAGUAAUUCGCUCUGAUUGUUUUUAAAGUCUCUCAAGAGACUGCAACAUUUGGCCUGAGUUUCUUUGUAACUCUUAAUAAUUAAAUUAACAAAUAAUUAAUCCAUGAAUAGGAGAUAAAUCAUUGAGUGAAUUUUAUGAAGUAAACUUCCUGUGGUUUCAGUGUCUCUUGUUUGAAAACAAGCACACGUUCACUGUAUUCCUUUAAUGUGUUUGCAGACUAGAUGAUGAAAACACAAGUAGUGUCUUUGAGUCACUCCCACCACAUGUACAGUAACAAAGAGAAAGCAGCCAGGUUGAAAAAUGCUGUCUUGUAGUAAGAUGCCAACAACAGUGGGUUUAGACUCUUCCAAUAAGUGAUAACAGAAAAACAUUACACCAUUGUUAUCCUUAAAAGUGCACUCUGCAAAAUGUCUGUUUCAGCUGUAACACAUUCCUCGAUUUAAAAAAAAAAAAAAAGUAUGCAACUCACCACCCUUUGGGAAACCUACAGUCCUUCAAUGAGAAGAGAUACAUACAGCAAUAUCAAAACUUACAUUUUCUUUUUUUCUGGGGUUUUUACAAGAGAAAUAUUUUUGCAAGGGGGAUUUUAGUUUUUUAAUUUUGAAAGUUGAACCUCAGCUAUAAUAAUAAAUAAAAGUAGUACGAAUACAGACACUCAAUCCCAUAAGGCCAAAUGUCCCCAUAAAAUCAAUGAAAACCACAAUGUUUGAUCCUGCGGCCAUCGCAGCAUGAAAUCAUUUAUUAUGUCAUAUCAAACUUACAAUCUAGAGCCCUGGCUUCAACAUUGUACUUUCUAUUUUCCACCUGUUUGAACCAGUCAUGUUUGCUCUAUGGGGUAAAACAUGCUAUUCUCCUGGCGUCUCCUAGGGUCAUCACUGCUGUAAAAUAAAGCACUGCAGUAUUUGAUGCAGUGCAUCAAAAUCUAUGUUUUUGCUAAUCGUUGACAUAUCCCAGACUGUGAAAUAAAAUCACUUCGUAUCCAGAAAA
Cyclopterus lumpus (lumpfish) is the source of this 3517-nucleotide messenger RNA. It is a transcript of the gene hmgcs1, whose product is annotated as 3-hydroxy-3-methylglutaryl-CoA synthase 1 (soluble). The record is from RefSeq and is a predicted model, not a curated record. Gene Ontology annotation, biological process: acetyl-CoA metabolic process. Bases 155 to 1702 code for a protein of 515 amino acids. Lineage: Eukaryota; Metazoa; Chordata; Actinopteri; Perciformes; Cyclopteridae. The transcript has 10 exons. Gene Ontology annotation, molecular function: hydroxymethylglutaryl-CoA synthase activity.